AUGCUGUAUAUCUUGUCUGUACAAGGUCAACAGUUACGAAUUAUUCGAGAUUAUUUUGGUGAUGUCUGUCAAUAUUCAGCAGCCAGUUCGAUUAUUGAUAUGGCUGAUGUACUCAAUGAUCCGUCCGUUCCUCGCAUGCCACUCAUUGUUGUUCAUUUGGUCGAUCUUCGUGCUAAUACCGUCGAAACGAAGAUUUUAACAUCAAAUCAUUGUCCAUAUGUUGGAGAAUUAUUGAACAACAGAACAAUUAUGGAGUUUUCUUAUAUGAAAUGUAUCAAAUUUUAUCGGCCAGCUUGCUUUAAACUUGGUACAAAAUGUUUUUUUGAUGGAUUACACAUGUGCCUUUGCGAUGGUAAUGCUCAUAUGGAAUAUUUCCUAUUUGAUCAUUCAGCCGGCAAUUGUACAGAUAAAGGUUACUGUCAAAAUGGUGGUCAUUGUGUUGAACCGGUACAAAAACAGCCAAUAGACGAUUUCGGUUGUGUUUGUCAACCUUGCUUCUAUGGCCAACUAUGCCAAUUUACAAUAACAAUAUAUUCCAUAUCGUUAGAUGCACUCAUCGGACCAGAUCUCUAUCCAGAUAAAUCUUUAAGCGAAUAG
Molecule: messenger RNA, 597 nt
Organism: Didymodactylos carnosus
Lineage: Eukaryota; Metazoa; Rotifera; Eurotatoria; Philodinida; Philodinidae
Source: the annotation of a GenBank genome assembly